AUUAUAAAAAGCCAGCCUUCAGCCCCAGAGCUAUAACCUCACUGCUGUUCCCAUCUACCAUCAGGCUCCGGGAAGGAAGAUUCCUCCUCUCCCCUCCUCCAAGUGACAAAGCCUGCGCGCGGCGCCACCAUGCGGCGGAAGGCGGUAUCGCUCUUCUUGUGCCACCUGCUACUCUUCGCCUGCGGCGGGGUGGAGGCAGGCAAAAGAAGACAGGCAAAAGAAGAGCGCUCGGAGGACGGCGGCUCCGGGGUCUGGGGCGCCCUGACCUACAUGGCUGUCGGAGGAGGGCUCCUGGCCGCGGGGCUGCCCGUUCUGGGCUUCACGAGCGCGGGCAUCGCCGCCAACUCUGUGGCCGCCUGGUUGAUGAGCUGCUCCGCGGUGGCGAACGGGGGCGGUGUGCCCGCCGGGGGGCUGGUGGCCGUGCUGCAGAGCCUCGGGGCUAGUGGUGGCAGUGCCCUCAUGGGCAAGAUUGGUGCCUUUCUGGGCUACACUGUCCACAAACACCUUGAAAACAGCCGGGAGAAGGAGAAGGAAGUGGAGGAGUAGGAGUAGGCGGAGGCUCCCAGAAAGCCCUCCCUUCCAAUUGUAGUCGAGAGCUUUCUGUCACGCUCAUCAAUGACCUAAGUGGAAAAAGCAGAAUAGAAUCCUGUCAGAAAACA
Molecule: messenger RNA, 659 nt
Organism: Panthera uncia (snow leopard)
Lineage: Eukaryota; Metazoa; Chordata; Mammalia; Carnivora; Felidae
Gene: IFI6
Product: interferon alpha inducible protein 6
Biological process (GO): apoptotic signaling pathway; negative regulation of extrinsic apoptotic signaling pathway in absence of ligand; negative regulation of mitochondrial depolarization
Cellular component (GO): membrane; mitochondrion
Source: RefSeq, a predicted model, not a curated record